Macrobrachium nipponense is the source of this 10305-nucleotide messenger RNA. RefSeq lists its product as uncharacterized. NCBI's taxonomy places the organism in Eukaryota, Metazoa, Arthropoda, Malacostraca, Decapoda, Palaemonidae. The coding region runs from base 306 to 7820 and encodes 2504 amino acids. The record is from RefSeq and is a predicted model, not a curated record. The transcript is spliced from 3 exons.
ACGGUCCAGAAGAAAAGAAAACUAAGCAGAAAGUUGGAAGUCAGUCUGAAAAUGAUGGACAAAUAUGUUCAUCCAUAGUAGAUGAUGAAGCUUCAAAUAAGACCGAAGACUGUUAUAACAAGGAUCAUAAGAAAAAAGAGGAAGAGUCAUUGAAGAGUGUGCAAGAUAGCAAGGAUAAGACUCAGAACAAAAAAUCAGAGAGUCAAAAAGAAAAACGAAAAACUUAUGGUGAAACAAGUGACGUAGUCUGUGAAACAUCAAAGAAAAAGAAACGCAAAGUUAUUGAUACAGAAACAGAAUCUGGGAUGAGCAAGAGGUUAGAAGAGGAAAAAGUACAAUCACAUGAAAGCAGUAAUUUGUUGGAAAACUCAAUUGAAGUAAAAGCAAAAUUAAAGAAGAAAAAGAAAGCCAAGCUCAAAGAGUCUAUGGAUACAGGGGAAAAAAAUGAAGACAGUGAAAUGAGUAGUGAUAGGAAAAAGCAGAAUCAUGCUUUAGAGUCAGAAAAUAUCAGUAGCCUCAUAAUGGAGUCAGUAGAGCUCAAAAGGAACAGUGAAGUGUUAGGAUCUCUUGAAGUGAAGCAGAUGAAUGAUGUCGUUGAGGAAGUAGAUGAAGUAAAAGUGAAAAGGAAAAAGGAAAAGAAAGUAAAACACAAAGAGGGAGUAAAUGGAAAUGUCAGUGUGGUGAAAGGUGGUGUCAUUCUUGAGUCUUUUGAAACGGAAGCGGAGAAAGAAAUGAAACUGAAGUCAUGUGAAGGUGAGCAUAAAAUUGAAUUUGAUGAAGAGUCGAAGGAAGAAAAAAUUAGACAGAAAAAGAAAAGCAAGCGUAAAAAGUCUUUGAAUACAGAAAUACCAGAAGGAAAUAAUAAGGAAAAUCCCAAUGGUAAUUCUGGUGCAGUAGAUAACAUUGGAAUGGAACUUAUGGAACAAAAAGAGAACAGCAAAAUGGAUGUAAACUCUAAGGGGGCAGAGCCAAUGUACCAGUUGGGUAAUGAGAAGGUGAAAUUAAAGAAGAAAAAGAAAAAUAAAACAAAAGAGUCUAUGAAGACAGAAGUAAUUAAUGAUGAGAAAAAUCAGAAUGAUGUGUGUGAAUCAGGUGCUCCUGAUGUAUUAGAAUCUGUAGAGUCCAAAGAUGGGAAUGAAAGGUUGCAUACAUGUCUGACAGAAAAACAAAAAAGUACCAUUAAGUCUUCAAAAACAUUAGAUAAAGAAAUGAAAUUGAACAAGAAAAAGAAAGGAAAAGAGAAGAAAACUUUGAGUAUAGAAAGAACAAAUGAAAGCAAGAUGUCUGAUGACACAAAACACUUGAGUGGUACUUGUAAAUCACCCAACAUAGUAUCAAAAGGAAUUGAAAGACCCGAAGCUUUAGAAUUGGAGGAAAAUAAAAUUUCACUGAACACUUUUGAACCGAAGCAAGCAUCUGAGUUUGGUGAAGGAAAUAAACUGAAACAAAAGAAGAAAGUUAAGCAGAAAAAAAAUUUACUUCCUGAAAGGGCAGAUGAGGAUAGUGGAGUGGUCUGUGAGGGAAAAAACAUUAAUGGAAAUGUUGAAUUAGAAAAUACAGUUAUAUCCAAGAAGACAGGGAAAAAGAAGAAAUGCGAACAAAAAGACACCAUUUGCUCAGAGAGAGGAAAUAAAGAAAUCGAAAUUGAUGAGAGAACUAACAGUAAAAAUGCCCUUUCAGAGGAAAGUGGAAGAACUUUAUUGAUUGCCAGUGAAAAGUCAAGUAUGGAAGCUCCUUUGAAAGUUAAAAAAUCUAAAGCUUUAAAGAAGAAAAAUAAUGAAGUGUGUGAAUUGCAGGAGUCACAAACUGUGGCAAGUGAAGGCAAAGGAGCUCCUCCUGCCAAGAAGAAGAAGACUGUAGAAAAAUGUGAAGUAAUCGUUGAUAAAUCUAUAAAAAGACCAAGUGUGGAGAAUAUUUCACUAGAAGCUUUGGCUCCUGUAGAACAAAGUGAAACUGCCUCUGACGUUGGAUCUCAAACUAGGAAAAAAAGAAGAAAAAAGAAAAUGUCAGUGAGCAUUGAAGAAGGGCAAAGUUAUGAUUCAGAUAGUAAGCAAGCACCAUACAAGGAGCCAAAAAUACCCAAAAGUGAAAAUACCCGAAAGCAAAGUGGUAUUUCUGUGCAGGACCUGAAUCAGAGUAGUCACAUUUGUGCAGAUAGUCAAGGUAAUUCAAAAAAUAUUGAAGAUGCGGUAUCUAAAUGGAAGGACGAAACACCUGAAGUUUCUCAAAGUCACCAAAAGAGAAGGAAGAAAUUAGACGUUGGAAUUAAGAAUCUAAAUGAAGAAUUGGGUGAAAGUUCUGGACAUCCAGAUAAGCAGAAAAAGAAAAGGAGAAGAUCUGCAGUUGCAAGAGACAAUGAAAUAGAGUGUAAGGUAUCAAGUUUGGAAAGUGAAUCAUCUAUUUUACAUGACAAAGAUACCCAGCUUGAUGGAAGUGGUACACCGUGUGCCAAAAAACCCAGAAUUGAUAAAGGUUCUUUACUAGAGUUGGCUGAAGGCAAAGACAUUCAUAAAAAGAAGACAUUUUUAAGGAAAAUGAUUAACCUAUUAUUAAGCAACACAGAUCAAGAAAUUCAGUUGAAAGAGAGUAUUUUAACCACUUUAACAGGCAAAGGAGAAAAGGUUACAAGCAUGACAGGAAACCAAAUUGAAAACAAAUCCAAAGAACAAAGGCAUUCCGAAGAGAAGCGAAGGAAACUUAAGAAACAAGGUAAAGGUACAAAAUCUAAGGUCAGUUUAAGUUAUGAAGGUGUGCCAAAGGAGCAUAGAGGAUGGAGCUUAAGUCCUCCACACACUCACUCUCAGAAAGAAAGAUUACGUACGAGCAGCUGGGACUUUACUGUUACUAAAUUAAAUUGGGAUAAUUCAAAUGAUGCAGCACUGGCAUUAGUUGAAGGAUCACCUAAAGAAAGUGUACAAAGUAAAUCCCCUGAUAAACCUAGGAAAAACACAGAUAGCAUAGAGAAAUCUCCUAAAGCAGACACUUGUUUUGCUAAAUCAAAUAAUAACAGUGAUUCUGACCUAGAUAUCAUCUUUCAUCGAACACAUGUUAAGAAUGUAUCAGAUUCUAGUGACGAAAUAGACGAGGCUAGUGGAUCACCUGGAGAUAUUGUUCCUUGUGAUGAAGUCAAUAAAAUGUUCACUGAUGAAGAAACAAGAGCUUACCAUGAAAAGUUGUUGAAAGCAAACAUGCCUCAGGGGUCUGGAGCUCCGAUGGAAAAGGAGACAAGACUCACAAGUGACUGUAUAGAGGAAGCUUCCCUGUUACGCAUCACAGAAUAUGAACCCAUUCCGAGUGACAGUGAGGAGGGCUUGAAGGCAAUAUUGGAGACUAUAGUGAGAGACACAGGGAAAAAAAGCAGCAUUGAAGGCCUUAAAGAAGAAUAUGUGUUUUCCAGUUCUUCAUCAGAUGUAGUAGUCCUCUCUGAAGAGAAUGGUAAUCAAGAGCCCCUUCCUCAUGUAGUAGUACUCUCAGAAGAGAAUGGUAAUCAAGAGCCUCCAAGUCUUGAGGAAGGGCUAAAGAAAGAUAUUCAUGAGAGGGAGACCUCGAGUGAUAAUGGAAGUCAGCUUUCGAAUGGACCAGACAGUACUGAAUUACCUUCUUUAAUUGAACCAAAGCCCAUUCAAGAAGUGCAAAGCAUCAGCGAUCAGGAUAAGGAAGAUGAUGAAAAAUAUGUUGCUUUAAACAGUGCAACUCCUCAAAAGGAACCAGUAAAACCUCGUAUUGAUGCUGGUUGUAAUGACAACCAAGAGGCAAUUGCUAGUUGCAGGAAUUCCCAGAGUGAAUCCAUGAAUGAAAUAUUAAGGGUGAACAGCAAUGACAUGCAAGCUAUAGAACAAGUUCAAGUUCCUUGCAUAAAGAAUGGUCUUGAAAAUGGUAGUUAUUCAACUGCUGAUGUAGACAAUGAUGAAAUUUCAAAUAGUUCAUCAUCAAAAGGCGAUACUGAUGAUUAUUCUGUUUGUAAUAGUGGUAAACCCAAUGAUGAUACAAGAGAGGAAGAGUUUGUAGGAAAUGUACUUAUGGAAAAAUCAAAUGAACUGAGAGAACUAAAUCUUGAAGCACAGAGUAAUAUACAUGAUUCAUUUAAAAAUACUGAACUGAAAGAGUUAGAUAAUGAUAAUGGUGCAGAGACUGAUUUACAAGAUUCACCAAAGAGCAGUAAAUUGGAAGACAUAGAUAUUGUUGAAGAGAGUAAUUUUCAAGAUUUAUCCAAGAGCAGUGAAAUUAAAGAAAAAGAUACUGAUGCAGAUAGUUAUUUACAAGAUUCACCAAAAAUUAGUGAACUGAAAGAAAUAGAUAUUGAUGAAGACAGUAAUUUACAAUAUUCACCAAAGAUUGGUGAAAGGAAAGAUCUGUAUAUUGACACAAAGAGAAAUAAUUUACAUGAUUUGCCCAAGAACAGUGAACUUGAAGACAUACAUAUUGAACCGGAGAACAAUUUACAAGAUUCACCAAAGAAUCUAUUCACAUUGAAAGGGAAAGAUGCCAGAGAUGCACAAGGUAAUCAAAGGGAAACACCCAGUAAACUGAAAACUACUCGGACAAAUUUGAAUGAAUCACUAGCUGAUAGAGAUUUGGGUGGUAAUAAGUCUAUGGAUUACAUAAAUUCACAUGCAAAUGCUACAAACAGUACUGCUGAUGAUAAUCAUAAGGAUUCUCCUAAUAAGAAUAUUGAUUUUGAAGGAGUGCCUAAUGCUGAUGCAGGAAUAAACCUCCAAAAUAAAAGCAUUUUCACAUUUACAGAUAAAGAAAAGGAAACAGAUCUUAAAAUUCAGAAUGACAGAGCACCUCUUUCACCAAACAGAAUUGAAGUGGUGGCUUUUGUUAAUGACUCUGUAACCGAUGGGUACAAACCAGAAAACGCUCCUACACCAAAGGUUGAUCAAGACAAAUUAAGUGAUAGUUAUGAGAAUGUUUUGUGCAACGAUGGUGAUGAAGCUUACGAAGCCAGCAGUGAUGCAUCAGAAGAACCAACCCCUGUCAGUCGUAGAAAGACCCGCUCCCAGCGUAAGUGUGGUCCUUUGUUGCUCAAAACUGAUGAGGCUUCUGAUUCUGAUUUUUCACCCCUAAGAAGAAGUCAGAGAGGCUUAACUCUUAAAGAAAGGCAGAAAGUUACUGCUGGUGAUGCUAAAGUUGAUGUAUCAGAAACUAGUUAUACUAAAGCUGGUAAAGAAUGCAGUCCAAGUGAAUCUGAUGAUGUAGGUCAUCUUAAUGGAGUAUUGGCAUCGGAUGCAGAAAGUGUAAAAAAUUUCUCUCUAUCCAAAAGAGUGCCAUCGAAGAAAAUAGAGAGGAGAAGAAGCAGAAAGAGCUAUAGUUCUUCAAAGGAAUACGAAAUCAGCCCUAUGCAGGUUAAAACGAGAAGAAUGAGGAGGCAGUGUUUUUCUGAGUCUGAAAUGGGUAGUUACUUUGCUGAGAAGGGAUUUCUUGAUAAAGUGAGACCUACACAAAAAACCAAGUUUUCCUCUACUGUAGGUAAAGAUGGCAUUGUCAUCAUGGAGGGGUGUCCAAAGGAAAAGGUACUUUUAGAUGCUUCAUCUCCUUCUAAAGGAAUGGCUACUAGAGUGCAACGAUCUUUAAUACCGGCUUUCUCAGAAGGGUGUCAAAAGGAAGUUGAUACAACUGAUAGUGUAACUGCCUCUUUAACCAUGGAUAAUGAAAAUAAAGGCACUCAUAAUAGUAUCCAAGAUAUUGCUUUACAAAGUGGUCAGUGUUCUCAUUCGAGUGACAAAAGCACAAAGUCAAGCUUUUCAGAGUGCAGUGUUACUAGUGAUGGACAGAAAGGUUCUGAAAGGAUAGAUCAUUUUGAUGAUGAGCAAGUUUGCUUAGAUGAAGAUAAGGAAGAGGAGGCUUAUAGUUUUAGAGAGUUACUAGAGGAAGAAGAAGGAGAUGAAAUUGAAGUACUCUCGACAUCUGGGUUGGGUGAUAGUGAGGAUGGUCUUGAAUGCAAUGUGGCCAUAGUAAAUAAAAAGGCCAUUAAAAAGUACAAAACUUCUGGCAAACCAGCUUGUGUAUCUAAAAAGCUGCAACAGAAUUAUUCACAAAGGAAGUCCAGCAAACAAAGCCCUUUGGGAAAAAAGUCAGACCCUUUCACAUUUACUAACAAAGACUCUGACAGGUUAGAAAUUCCACAGCUGAAAGCACAGCGUGUUUCAGAAGCUGUUUUGGCAAAGGAAGUACUAAUUAGUCCUGAUGUUAGUGAUGAAGAAUGUGAAUUAGUUUUGCCUUCAGACUCUGGUGGAAGUGAAUUGAAGAAAAAUGCCUCUUCUUCGGAGGGACUCUGUGAGCUGCUGAAGAAAUUACCUGAAGACAGUAAAAUUGGAGUUAAGCCAUGGAGUCGGAGGGGAGGAAUUCGCUCACCCCAGAAAGUUAUUCCUGAGGAACAGGAUGAGACAUCCUUUUCCAGAAAGAAAUCAAGUACAAAUAAAGUACAGGUAAAUUCUUCAGAUACUGGAAAAUCUUCUGAUGAAGACAUUCAAAAUUUAGGGCAUUCCUCUGAGUUUCUGCCAAGGACACGUGAUAGAAGAGAGACUGUGGGUGGUAAAAGUAAGUCUGUAAAAAAUAGUAAUUGUAAUCAUUCUUCCACGAAGAAUGUUUGUAGUGGUGCUAAAGCCUCAGAAGAUGAAAUUUCUGAAACACAGGAUAAGUAUAGUUUUGCGAGCAAGAGAAGAAAACGAGGAGAGACUGAUGAAGAUGAAGGAUCUUCAUCAGCAAGAGUGACACGUAGCAGGGUUAAGAAAGCUGCAACACCAAAUAUUGUUUCCCCCUCCAAAAAGGACCCAUGUACCUUGUUAACUGAAAGUACGUCAGAUAGUAAUGAUAAAGGAGAUAGUUCUAGUGUGAAAAGUGAUUAUUCUCCUCGAAUUCUACGAAGCAAGAGGGCAAUUAAAAAUUGUGCUGUAUCAGUUACUCCACUGAAAGAGAGAGAGAGCCAUGUACCAAAGAAGGGAGUGACUGAUGAAAACAGCAGCAGUGAUAGUAAUGAAAAGCAUUUAAGAUGUAAAAAAUUGGUAUUGGAUGGCCCAGAAAGCUUUACACGAAAAGGUGAAGGCGAGUCUGAAACAGAAGGUUCAGGAGAAAUUGGUAGUUCCUCUGAGAGAAACCAAAACACAGUAAACACAAUAAAAUCUUCUGCUAGGCUGCAGUCUAGGACUAGGUGUGGUGACAAAGUUGGUCAUGUCUUAACUAGUCCUGUAAAGGCAGAUAUUCACUCAGAGCCUAAAGAGAAGGGCCAAGUAGGAAUGGAAAAAAGUAAAUCUAUAGGAACAAAGAAUUUAGGAGUUUCAGAAAAGAGACAGGAAUCUACGAGCCAAAGUAAAGAGCAAAAGCCGAGUCCUGUAAAACGAAGGACUCGUUUGUCAUGUGCAAAGCAAGAAGAAAGACAACAGACUCAACAAGAAAUUGCCAUGCAGAGUGAAACAUCACAGGCAAAGAUGAGUUGUCAGGACAAAAUUCCCUCUCUGCCCCACAAUUCUGAAGAAUCAGAAGCUUCUCCUUUGCCAGAGCUUCCCCAGGAACCAAACCAUCCACCUUUGCAAUUAUCAAGGCCGUUGCCCAUAGUUGCCCCGUUGAAAACGUCAACCACUGAAAUAUCAUCACCACUCAAAGAUUCCUGCUCAAAAACUUCAGCUAUUGUGGUAUCAAGUCCAUCACCAACAAAGACUGUAAAGGAAAUCACAUUUUCCCAUCCCCAAAGUAAAUUGGCUCAAGAGGAAACACGUGAUUCGCCCAAGGAAAGUCCCAGUCAACCAGUUGGGAAGAGAACUCGAAGAGCUCAACUGAGGCCUAAUGAAGCCAAAAAUACUGGUGUAUCAUCAUCAUGAAAAGUGGACUGAUGAAACUUUCUGGAAAAUUAUUUCCAAGUUCUUCCUGUAAAUUGCAAAAUUUCUGAUAAUGUUUAAUGCUACACGAGUAUUGUGAUAGAACUUAUUAGGUAUUAUGUUUUUAACAUUUUCUGUAUGAUUGUAAGUCAUAAAACUGCCCAUGGAAAAUGAAAAAAGUUACAUCCUAAAUUGAAGUCUGUUGUUUCAUGGCAAACCAGCCUGAGAAGAGCCAUUGUUAGGCACAGAGGUCUGGAUAAACUAAUCCUUUAUAAUAAUAAUAUUUCAUGGUAAAUCAACAGCAAAGAACAGAUAACCUUACAGUUAAUGGACAACAGAUGGAAUGCUGACUGGAUGAUUUUCCAGAUUUUUUAGUUGUAAGUGGGUAGUGCUUUCAUGCAACUACACUACUAAUGGAAGACCAUCUAUGUGAAUAAUGGCUUGAACAAAUGAAAAAAUGCAGCUUUAGGACAAAUAGAAGAUUCAGGGUUUAGAAGGUGGUAUUGUACAUGUGUGUGUAGGUGUUGAUAUACCAAAUUUAGUACUUUUUUUAUGGAGGUGUCAGUGUUUCGUAGAAGUGCUUUGUUUCAGACUGUAGACCUUGUAAGAUAUUUUGACAUUAUGUUGCAAACAUAGAUGUUCAUAUUUUAGAUUUAGAUGUAUACAAACAUUACACAGUUUAUACUUUUCCACAAUAAACUGCAGUUCUUCCUAUGGAGCCAAUAUAGUGGCUUUAUCAGUUUUACCCUAUAUAUGUGUUAUAUAGUUCUGUUUUAUGAGGAUACAUUUUUGGAAAACUAGAGCAGUUUAGUUUUAGUUAAUGUAGCUGUUAUGGAUCCAAACUCAUGGUGAGCAUCUAGUUCACUUGCAUGAGUAUGGACACAAUUUAUGUAUUGUUUAGUGCAAAAACAAGAUUGUGUAUAUUGGAGGAUUCAUCUGCGAACAUUUAGUAAAUUCCUAUGAUUUAUUCAAGAUUUAGUAAUCAUGUUUCUUCUAUAUGGUACGUAGUUUCAUGUGAAGUUUUUCUUGUGAAAUGUGCCUAAAGGAUAACUAGCAGUAGUAAUUAAUAAAACACACACACACACACACACACACACACAAGGCCUCUGGUGCUACUUUCUUGUUAUGUAGUUGUUUUUAUUCAAUAGUAUUAUACAGAAACUACUUUUACAUUUAAUAUUCUCAGUCAUUCACUAACAUGUAUGAUUGAUAGUAUGGUGCCAUGAAUGUAUUCAAAGGCAACUGGUGAAGAGUUGUUGAGUACUAGGAAUGGCCUGGGAUAGCAGAAAUAUUUUUCAGGAUGUAAAAUGCUGUUAGUUAAUAGAUAGUUAUUCCAUUUCAGUGGCGUCUCAAAAUUUGAAAGAAUGACUUACAGAUUUGGAUGGUUAAAAUUUAGAUUCUCAGCAUCACUGGAAAGAAAGUUUUAAUGAUACAGACAUGGGUUCCAUUCUAGUAAUAUUAUAGAUGAGAGAAAGGAGCAAGGAUUCACUCACACUGCCUUGGCAGUGGGGUAAAUUUUCAACUUUUAGUCAAAGGGCUUCUUUUGUUUCAGUUACAUUGUAAGAGGUCGUUUCUAGAAUUUUUAAAGAACUAGACUUCAGAAAGCAUUUAUGUUUUCAGGGAAUUUUACUUACAUUUGCAUUGACACUGUUACAAGUGAGUAGAUGGUCCCAAAAAGACAAUGAUAAAGAACAUUUCUCUUACCAUGUUUGAUUACUUCUGCCAAACAGACAUUCCAGAUGGUCAAUAAUACAUGUACUUGAACUGAGCGGUAUGGGUGAAAUUGUCCAAGAUCACACAAUGCUACAGCUGUUUACGGAUUUUAACCUGACAAACCAUGUUGAUUUAAGGAGUGAGAUCUCUUAAUCUAUAUCCCUACUUUUCUAGUGUUAAAGCAUUGCACUACAUUUGAGAAUUUUGGAAUGCAUGUUAUAGUUACCAUUAUUUUGGAAUGCAUGUUGUAGUUACCAUUAUGUAUUAGUCUAUUGAAUGUUAACUUUUGUCCAUAUGUAAAUUUGAUCGCAACUGAAGACUGUAUUGUCACUGUAAUUUUUAUUUAACAAAUCCAAGAUUUAUAAUUUCAAAUUUAAAUUAUGAUGUAGGUAUUAGAAAUGAUUUCUUCCCAAUUUAUUCACUGUGAAAUCAGAGCUGUAAGACAAUUAUGGCAGUUUUUGCCAAAUAUUGUUAACCUUUGUUGUUCCUAUAAUUUUGUAAAUAGUAUAUUCAAUAUUCUUGUUUACAGUAAGACUGAUUUGUAAUGAAAUCUGGUUAUAUUAAUAUUUACAGGUGUUUGUGGUGAAAGAUUAUUGAUGUCCAAUUUCCCUUUUUGUUCAGUAAUAUGCUUUAUUUUGUAUAGAAAGCUUCUUUGCAUUAUUUUGUAAUCAUACAAGGUUUGUGAUAUAAUUUCAUUAAUAUGCCAUAUAUUCGAAAGUUAUUCUUGUACUGGAAGCAUUUUGUAAUGGCUUAAAUUAAUUGGUGACUGAAUAAA